Molecule: messenger RNA, 1368 nt
Organism: Acytostelium subglobosum LB1
Lineage: Eukaryota; Evosea; Eumycetozoa; Acytosteliales; Acytosteliaceae
Exons: 1
Source: RefSeq, a predicted model, not a curated record
UGGCCUUCAUCGAUCAACACUUUGAAGAUCAAUUCGAAGAAACCUAUGACACAGGGAUACCUACCCUCAUCAUUGACAAAGCUGGUCAUUGGAGAAUAUGAUCAUGAGCUCCAACCAGGCUCACUGCCACCAUCAAUCACAGAGUUGAAGGCCAAGAACUUCCGUCACAAACUUAAACCAGGUGUCUUGCCACCAUCACUCACAACACUCACUCUGGGAUCACCACCAUAUAUGAUUAGACCUCACAUUCUACCAUCAUCUCUCAUCACAUUAACAAUCAAGUCCAUAGAUGGAUUCCGAAAUUCCUCACCCUUUGCCUUGGGCUCACUUCCAGACUCACUCCAGACACUCAUCCUCUCGGAUGAAUUCAAUCAAAAUUUGGUAUCCAAAGAUAUUCUACCUGUGUCACUCACAGCGCUUCACUUUGGAGACCAAUACUACUAUCCACUCCCACCUGGCGUACUCCCUUCAACUCUCUUGAUACUCAAGUUUAGUAAAGAAAGCGAAUUCUACCAUUCGCUGGACCCUGGAUCAUUGCCAAAUUCGUUGCACACACUAAGACUAGGCAGUGGCUUCAAUGAUCCUCUAGUCCCUGGAUCUCUACCAGACUCAAUCACCAAGUUGACCUUUGGAGCGAAUUUCAAUCAAACAAUACAUGGCCGUCUCCCACUGUUCCUCACGACACUCAAGUUUGGAAUCUCCUUUGACAAACCAUUCACAAAAGGUUCCUUGCCCAGGAUGCUUAGGUCAUUACAAUUGGGGUUUGAUUAUAAGAGUAACAUAUUUACGCCAGGUCUACUACCUUCAUCUCUGGAUACAUUAGUGCUGAGGAGGGCACCAUUCAAAAGAUUGACAACGACUCAGAUACCAUUGUCUCUGACCAGGUUGGACUUUGGCGGACCUAAAUUCAACAUGCGAUUCCGGAAGGCCAUAUUGCCAGAGACCCUCAAAUGGUUGCGAUUAGGUCGAGAUUUCAACCAUGAAAUAAAUCUCCCUCGUGGUCUAACUCAUCUUACAUUGAACUCAAUGAUACAGUUUAAUAGAUGUAGGACGAUGUCCAUCGAGGGACAUCAACUUGAGGAGUUAAACAUUGAGGAAACACAAUUCCCUGGGAUGUUCAAAGGUCCAAAGUCCAAGGACCCAAUUUGGAUCAAUAAUCUUCGAUUGGUCACUCACUUCCCGGAAUCGACUGUCAUCAAUGACAUCGAUUGGCAUGGAUCGUCUAUCUCCAAAUUCACAAACAUCCUAUUACAAAGAACCACUAUUGCUUAUGGUAUUCAAUCAUACUUCAAAUUGCGCAAGAUAGAUGAUCAACACUGUAUAUGUGUCCUAGUUAAAGGAAACAAGAUUACUCAAUACCAUACAAUC